ACGGGAGAGAGAUAGAGAGAGAGAGAGAGUGUGUAGCUGGCAGUGCUGGGAGGGUUCUAGUUGAUGUUGUUGCUCCUGGGCCGCAGGCUUUCGCUGUCAUUCGUACACAGACUCACCACCUGCUGUCCACCAUCACUGUCGAGUUCCGCACUAGCUAAUAAAAGCAAUAGAGUCCCGCACAACACCGUCUUCGUCCGCGCGGCCAGACAACAUACAGUAACCAUGCCCGAGCGGAGGCCCUUCGUACGGUUACCAACUGACGUUUACCCCGUCAACUAUGGCUUGUGUCUGAAGCCCGACCUGAUCGACUUCACGUUUGAAGGCAAGCUGGAGGCUGUGGUGGAGGUUACACAAGCCACUAAUCAGAUCGUGAUGAACUGUGCUGACAUCGACAUCAUCACAGCUUCCUUCGUACUACAGGGAGGAGAAGAAAUCAAUGCCACAGGAUUCAACUAUCAAAAUGAGGACGAGAAAGUCACCCUGUCAUUUCCUAGCUCUUUACAUAAAGGCUCUGGCUCGUUGAAGAUAGACUUUGUCGGGGAGCUGAAUGACAAAAUGAAGGGAUUCUAUAGGAGUAAAUAUACAUCCACUGCUGGAGAGAUCCGCUACGCUGCUGUCACACAGUUUGAGGCCACGGACGCUCGCAGAGCUUUCCCCUGUUGGGAUGAGCCGGCCAUUAAAGCCACCUUUGACAUCUCUCUGAUAGUUCCCAAGGACCGUGUAACCUUGUCAAAUAUGAAUGUCAUUGAUCGAAAGCCAUAUCCAGAGGAUGAAAACCUCGUGGAGGUGAAGUUUGCCACCACGCCCAUCAUGUCCACAUACCUUGUAGCGUUUGUCAUCGGUGAAUAUGACUUCGUGGAGAGCCAAUCAUCAGACGGCGUAACGGUACGCGUCUACACGCCUGUCGGGAAGGCAGAACAAGGGAAAUUUGCACUGGAGGUUGCGACUAAGACCCUACCUUUCUAUAAAGACUAUUUCAACGUUCCCUAUCCAUUGCCUAAAAUCGAUCUCAUAGCUAUUGCUGAUUUUGCUGCUGGUGCCAUGGAGAACUGGGGCCUUGUUACCUACAGGGAGACGGCACUGCUAAUCGACCCCAAGAACUCGUGCUCGUCCUCCAGGCAGUGGGUGGCGCUGGUGGUCGGACACGAACUCGCCCACCAGUGGUUCGGAAACUUGGUCACCAUGGAAUGGUGGACCCAUCUGUGGCUUAAUGAGGGAUUUGCGUCCUGGAUCGAGUAUCUGUGUGUGGAUCACUGCUUCCCAGAGUACGACAUCUGGACCCAGUUUGUCUCAGCCGACUACACCCGAGCUCUGGAGCUGGACGCGCUGGACAGCAGCCAUCCCAUAGAGGUGAACGUGGGCCAUCCGUCAGAGGUGGAUGAAAUCUUUGACGCCAUCUCCUACAGCAAAGGAGCAUCUGUGAUCCGCAUGCUGCACCACUACACAGGAGACGAGGACUUUAGGAAAGGAAUGAACGCCUAUCUUUUGAAGUUUCAACACAAAAAUGCUUCGACAGAGGACCUAUGGGACUGUCUGGAACAGGCCAGUGGAAAGCCAAUCGCUGCAGUGAUGAGCUCGUGGACCAAGCAGAUGGGCUUCCCCAUAAUAGAAGUGGACCAGGAGCAGCAAGGUGACGACCGCAUCCUCAAGAUAUCUCAGAAGAAGUUCUGUGCCAGCGGGCCAUAUGAUGGUGAGGACUGCCCCAACUGGAUGGUCCCCAUUAGUGUUUGUACCAGCGAGGACCCCAAAUGCACCAAGCUCAAGGUUCUGCUGGACAGACCCGACACGACCAUCACCCUGAGCGGCGUCGCUCCUGACCAAUGGGUCAAGAUUAACCCCGGCACCGUGGGCUUCUACCGCAUCCAGUACAGCUCAUCCAUGCUGGAGAGCCUGCUGCCCGGCGUCAGAGACCUCAGCCUGCAGCCUGUGGACCGACUGGGCCUGCAGAACGACCUCUUCUCCCUGUCCCGCGCAGGGAUGAUCAGCACGGUGGAGGUGCUGAAGCUGAUGGAGGCGUUCGUCAACGAGCCCAACUACACAGUGUGGAGCGACCUCAGCUGCAACCUGGGAGUGUUGUCCUCGCUGCUGUCCCACACCGACUUCCACGAGGAGAUCCAGGAGUUCAUCCGGGACCUCUUCACCCCCAUCGGCCUGGAGCUCGGCUGGGACUGCAAACCGGGAGAAGGCCACCUGGACGCCCUGUUGAGAGGUCUGGUUCUGGGGAAGCUUGGGAAAGCAGGACACAAGCCCACACUGGAGGAGGCCCGGCGGAGAUUCAGGGACCACGUGGAGGGAAAGCAGAACCUGCCUGCAGACCUCCGGAGCCCGGUGUAUGUAACAGUGCUGAAGCAUGGAGACAGUGCCACAUUGGAAACAAUGCUGAAGCUCCACAAACAAGCCGACAUGCAGGAGGAGAAGAACCGGAUCGAGCGAGUCCUGGGCGCCAUCUCCGCCCCCGACCUCAUCCAGAAAGUCCUCAGCUUCGCGCUCUCGGAAGACGUCCGUCCCCAGGACACGGUGUCAGUAAUCGGGGGCGUGGCAGGAAGCAGUAAACAAGGGCGGAAAGCUGCCUGGAAGUUUGUCAGGGACAACUGGGAGGAGCUUUACAACCGUUACCAGGCCGGCUUCCUCAUAUCACGGCUCAUCAAGCUCACAGUUGAUGGAUUUGCAAUCGACAAAAUGGCUGCUGAAGUGAAGGUGAGAGGGCUUAUUCCUGGAAGUUGUUUCUUUUAA
This is a messenger RNA of Etheostoma cragini (Arkansas darter), 2733 nucleotides long. RefSeq names its product aminopeptidase puromycin sensitive (gene npepps). Lineage: Eukaryota; Metazoa; Chordata; Actinopteri; Perciformes; Percidae. Gene Ontology annotation, cellular component: cytoplasm. Gene Ontology annotation, molecular function: zinc ion binding; metalloaminopeptidase activity; peptide binding. The coding region runs from base 64 to 2733 and encodes 889 amino acids. Gene Ontology annotation, biological process: proteolysis; peptide catabolic process. The transcript is spliced from 22 exons. The record is from RefSeq and is a predicted model, not a curated record.